Messenger RNA from Xiphophorus hellerii (green swordtail), 5310 nucleotides. RefSeq names its product cramped chromatin regulator homolog 1 (gene cramp1). The transcript has 20 exons. Gene Ontology annotation, molecular function: chromatin binding. Gene Ontology annotation, biological process: pattern specification process. Bases 115 to 3597 code for a protein of 1160 amino acids. NCBI's taxonomy places the organism in Eukaryota, Metazoa, Chordata, Actinopteri, Cyprinodontiformes, Poeciliidae. Gene Ontology annotation, cellular component: nucleus. The record is from RefSeq and is a predicted model, not a curated record.
CAGAGUUCAGCUCAGUCGAAGCAGGAGCAAGAAGAGGGCAGGCAGCGGAGGGAUCGCUUUCGGCUUUAUUAUGCUCAAUUUGAUCGGCGAUUGCCAAGCAAAGCGGUCGGACUCAUGGUGAAGAGAAGGAAGACGUGUUCCACCUCCGAAGAGCUCGAAAAUGGCAUGACACUGGGCUCCAGGGAGGGGAUCGGUGUCGAUAGGAAGCCGAAUCCGACCAGAAAGCUCGAAGGCUGCGACGAGGAGGAGAGCGGAGAGCAGGCGAGCGACGAGCGCAGUACAAAGGGAGAGGAGCGAGUGGAAAUUCUUAAUCCAUCAGCCACGGGUCCCAGCUCCGGUCCGGUCCCGGUCCUCCCCGGAUCCCCGCCGAACCGGACCGGAGCGGGUUCGAACCAGCAGCCCCAGAGCUCCGCGGAAUCCACCCCUCCGUGUCACGACCAGCAUCAUUUUCUGCGAUCGAGCGUCCGACCUCCCAGCAAACGGAUACGGAAGGAUUCAAUCGGAUCCACCAUCAAUGGACACGGCGGGGCAAAAUCGAAAGGGGCAGAAAAUGGUUCCUCUUCCCACGGGGCAGUGGGACAAUCUGUGGCCAGCUCCACAGGAGGCGUUUCCAAGACGCCUAAGGGGGGCCAGGGGUCUGCUGAGAAAGAGGAGCAAGGUGGGAAUCAGAAGAGAGCCCGUCGGCAGUGGGAGUCGUGGAGUGCGGAGGACAAAAACAGCUUCUUCGAGGGGCUCUAUGAGCACGGGAAGGAUUUCGAGGCAAUCCAGAACAACAUUGCCAUGAAGUACAAAAAGAGGGGAAAGCCGGCCAACAUGGUGAAGAACAAAGAGCAGGUCCGCCAUUUUUACUACCGCACCUGGCACAAGAUCUCCAAACACAUCGACUUUGCCAACGUUUACUCCCGUGUUUUGAAAAAAUCGUCCCAAGAGCUGUACGGCCUCAUCUGCUACGCUGAGCUGCGCAAAAAAGUCGGAGGACUGAUGGAUGAGAAGAACGUGGCAAAGCUGAAUGAACUCAUCCAGCAGGGAGCCACCACCGUGCGCUCUAAGGGGAGAAACCUCCGAAUCAAAGCCCCCAUGUGUCGAGCACUGAAGAAACUCUGCGAUCCAGACGGGGUGAGCGAUGAAGAAGAUCAGAAGCCGGUUCGUCUCCCUCUGAAGGUGGCAGUGGAGCUUCAACCUCGCAGUAACCACUCCUGGGCCCGUGUUCAGAGCUUAGCCUACAAUCCCCGCCUCAGGAUGGUGGUGGAGCUCCACAGGAAAGUCUCCUGCCUCAUCGAGUAUCUCAAACAGAAGUGGGCGUACCAAGACCAGCGAAUUCUGAAGAGUCUCAUGGAGAGGGAGGCUCUAGAGGGCAGCAGCAGCCUGGACUCCCCCAGCAAAGCUCAUCAGCAGGAGCUCACUCUGUUCCCCGCCGAGAGCAGCACCCUGACCAUGCUGCCUGGCGUGGCUCGGGUGGUCCACUCCAAGGCCUCUUGCACCGUCCAUUGGUUAGAGAGCGGCAAGAGCCGACCCAAUGCCAAGGAGCUGCCAGCGGUCCAGAUCCUGGGCAUCCAAAGUGCUCCCCCUCUGCGGGGUGGCAGCAAAUCGGGACGGGGAGGUUCUACUGCUGUCGCUGUCAACGCUUCAGCGGCCAUCCAAGCUGACGGCCGCCGGACUGAGCCCCCCAACCCUGAACCAUCUCUGGACGGUUCCGGAAAGGUAGAGGAGAAGAAACCUCUGCCUGUUUCUGUUUCCUGUCAGCAGACAGAAGAGGGCAAUGGGACGGGUUCUACAGAGACUGGCCUGGAGGUCAACGGCGGUGCAGAAACCCAAUCAGAGCAGUGCAAAGAGGAGCAGCAGUCGGGCGGCUCUUCUUCAGAUUUAACCCAGGCUCCGUCAGCGAAACCCGCGGUGACCAGCUUAGAGGAGAACGCGUCGCAGGGCGCCGCACCGCCGGCUAAAGAACGCAGCGUGGAACAGAUCAGAGAGGAGGGCUGGAGCGCCCGCGACGCCGAGAACGUCACCCUGGCCGAGCUCUAUCUGAUGUUCGGGAAGCCGGGGAAGCUGCAGCUGGAGUACGAGUGGCAGCCGGCUGCAGUUCCUUCCAGCAACCAGGAGAACGGGCAAGCUCCAGAGACGCCCAAACCCAACAGGACACACAGGGUUCUACGCUGCUUGCUGAAGCUGGUUUCCACCGAGAUCAACCCUAAACCUCUGGCUCCAGAGGUGUGCUCCACCGCCACGUCUCCUCUUAAGGCUGGUCCGGAUGAGCAGAACCAGACGCUAACGCCUCCAGGGAAGAGUCCGGUCGCAGGCGUCCGCAGCCCCAGCUUCGGCCGGCAGCAGGCGUCCGUCCGGGGCACCAGGACCCACCCGCCAAACGCAGCUGCUGCCUCUGGUGGGCGGAACCUGCCUCGGUCUCUGCUGGGAUCGCCUGGCGACGGCGAGGGCAGCGUGUUCGCCGUUCCCACCACGCUGCCCCCCAACAGCUCGCGGCACAGCCGGAUGUUCUCCCCCAACAAGGAGGCCCAGCUAGCCUUCAGGCAGCAGCUGGACUCCAUCAGCAUGCAGUCAGAUCUUUUUCUUUCCAGACAGAGAAAACCUCGGAAUAGACAGCUUCGGAAACCUCUCGUAGUUCAGCGAACCCUUCUGCCCAGGACGACAGGAGACACUCCUCAGCACGUCUGCUCCUUCUCCAUUCUCUCCAACUCCUCCGCUACUGGAACCGGAUCCUUCCGGCCAAUCAACACUCGCCUGGCUCCGUCCUCCCGCCCUCCCGUGACCAAAACUUCACCUUCUGCGUCCAGCUCAGCAGCACCCAACCAGCUCUCCAACGCUCUCUCGGGUGCCAUCGACCUGGCAGCGAAGUCCGCAGGCAUCAUCCCAGGCAGCCCCUGCCGGGACUUGGAUUCUCUGGCUGUCAACGCUGCCGUCCUCGCAGCAACACCCAUUGUUGAUGCUGCACCAGACACUCGGCUCCUCCAGCAAAAUGUCCCAGUGAACGGUCUGCCGCCUCCGUCUCCUGGCGGGGCAGGCAGCGGGGACUCCCUCCUCUCCCCACCCAGCGUCGCCUCGCUCCUCGACAUCUCUCUGCCCGGCCCCCCUGAAGAGGCCCUCACCCCCGGCGAGCCCCAAACACACAUCAGUGACUCCAUAAUCGAGCUCGCCAUUAACUCAACAAACUACGGUGAAGAGGCUGCUCUGUCUCCAGCCAAGCUGGGUAACGGUGACCCCUCCAAGCUGUUGGCCUCGUCUCCCUCAGUCAGCCCGUCCAGGGGCUGGAUCCCGUCGCCUAGCCACGACCCCCAGUGGUACCCCAGCGACUCUUCAGACUCCACGCUGGGCUGCCUCCUAUCCAGCAUGGUUUCCCCUGAUAAGAGCAGGCGGACCACCCUCACCCCCUCUGGCCCCUCAAGCGGCACCGCUUUGCUCGGUCCUAGUCUCCUGGACUGCAACUCCCAUGACUCCUUUCAGUCCCGUGGCCUUCCAGAUGUGGCAGAGAUGGACACUCAGCUUGCCUGCAUGAUGAGCGAGAGCAGCGUGGACUACAUCGCUCGCUUCAAUGACCUGGCUCAGGAGCUGGCCGUCACCGAGCCCUCCAUCCCUCCUCCGUGAUGAACAGAGCCAUCUGGAGGACGCACGACUGUCCCUCCACCUCGGAUUGCCGUGGAGACAGCCUGAAAGCCCCCUCAAAGCCAUCCCUGCCCUGGAGUAUAAGUGCAAUAAUAACAGAGAAACCUGAACUCUGGUUUCCUCUGAACUGUUCUUUAAGGUAAAAGGAAAGAAAAAAAAAAAAACACACCCUUUAAAAUCAUAUACACUUUAGAUGAAUCACCGUGUUUACAAAACACAGCCUCAUCUUCUAGAAGAAUACUAUGCCAUAUCCGAACAAAACUAUUUCCACCAGUCUCUCUCAUCCGCCUCCGUAUGUCUCGUGCGUUUUUCUACUCUUACAUCGACCCCCGAAAAUGUGGAAAUCCAUCAAAAUGUGCAGGAGCCCAACCUGAAGUGUGGUUUAUUUCUUUCUUUCUAACAUCUAGCAGUGAGUCAUAGGUUGAACACGAUGAGGUACUCGCUCUAAUUAAGUUGUAGACGUGUAGCACAAACCAGCAACGGCGUCCAUCGUUGUGCUCCGCAUUUCACACGUUCUUCAUAUCAGUUCAAGUUUUCUCGCUCUGUUUGAACCUGGCUUCAUUUCUUAGAGUCGCUCACCGAAUGGCAGCUUGUUAAUUAGGUGAUAUUUUUGUAGCUUGCCGGCUUGGAAUCAGAUGAGAUGAGCUACUUUGUCAGUAUUUUGCAGAUCACAACAAAAAAAAACAACUAAAUGUUCAAAUAGCAGUGUCAGUUGUCAGAUGGUUUGCUGUUGGAAUGAAGCUGAAAAGACAAAUUUCGGCUUUUUAUUUUAUUUUUUUUUACAUUUCAUUAGCUGGCGCUUUAUUUUAUACGAAUUGUGCAGGUUUUGUAUGCUUUUUCCGAUAUGGACGCACCUGGACUAUUGAGAUUAUCUACUUCUGUGGUGCUUUCCCCCCGCCCCAUCAGCCAUGUUUCUGUUUAGUUUACACUUAGCUGAAAAAGCGUAAAAGCAAACAGUCAGAAGAAUGUAACUGGAUCAAACACUAAAGCCAUAGUAGAUUCUUAACUUAAUUUAAGGUUUUCCCCCCCUUUUUCCCUGAAGGUUGAUUCCCCUUUGACUGUUACUAAAUUAUACUAAAACACUAUAGCUAAAAUCAACAUGAUUGACUUUCUGAACUUGUUUGUAUUUUGACAUCAUGUCACUCUAAUUAAGAUAACAGGUUCCUCUUUAUCCAUGCAGUGUUUUAUAACAUGCAUCUUGCUGUUAGCCCACAGUUGGUGCAUUCAGGGUUCAUAUUUGCGGACAUCUUCUGCGCGGCAUCAUACGUUAAGAGUACAAACUGCAGGACAGCUUUUGUUUUUUCACUCCACAAAAGUAAUUUGAAGACGUCGCGUUUCUUUUAGCGCCUCAGUGGCUUUGACUUCACAUUGUAGAAGCUCUGCGAUGUGGAGGACAUCAAAAAUUAGCUUCAUUUUGUGACACUCUAUAUAUGUAUAAGGAAUAAAUGGCAGGUUUUGUAUUUUAAUCUGGAACGUUUUGUCUUUUUCUGUUGAAGGAUUUGUACAAAUGUUAAUUCCAAUAUUCUCUGCGCCUGUGUAACAUAAUGAAAAAAAUGAUAUUUGGACUAUUUAUUAACAUUUCUUAAAGUGUUUUUCUCUGUUUAACUUAAUAUUAAGGUGUCAUCUUAAAAGGAUAAACCUGUUUUAAGUUUUGUAAGAGCUGUUUUUAUUCAGUGUAUAAAGAUAGAUGCAACA